UGUGCGUGUAUAUUUUGAGGUAAUACAUGAAAUAUUAUUCUGGUCAGUCGUAUCAAUCCAACCGCAAUAAUCAUGAUUUUAAUUAUGACAUUUGCCUCGUCGUUUAUUAGUAAUAUCGCGAGUGAAUUGUCAUUAUUUUUUAAGUGUACAACGACUUUAGAAAAUGUCAAAAAAACCUAAAAAUGAUAAUAUUUACGAAGUAUUGGAGGAUGAAUUGAAGAAAAAGUUACAAAGUGAAAAAAGAACACGACGAGUUAGUGACGUUAUUGACAGUAUGGGAGAUCGAGAAAUAGAAUCAGGAGUUUAUCGUGCGUCCAAGCAAUCAAAAUCAACUAAACUGGACGCGGUUUCACCAGAUCAGGGAUGCAUUACAACACCAGAAUCUGUUAAAAUUUUUAUGCCCGAAUGGUUGAUAAGAAAACCUGACGUUCUAGAUGCGGCACCAAAUAAUAAUUUAGAUCCAAAUCAAGAUGAAGCUACUAAAGAUUCUUCAUCAAUAGCAAAAAUGACAACAUCAAAGGAGGCACAUAAUUAUAAUAUGAAUCAUAAAAAUCGAGGGAAAUGUGUAAUUUUUAAUCACGACAUAUUUGACACUGGAUUUGAAAAAAGAGAUGGUUCAAUAAAUGACGUCAAGAAAAUUCAUAAAACUUUUCAAAAUAUUGGCUUUUCUGUCGAAAUGUUCGACAAUUUGAAACAUAACGAUAUUAUUGAAAAAAUAGAAAAACUUCAAAAGGAAGAUCACAGUGACAAUGAUUGUAUUUGCAUUUUUGUUUUAACACACGGACUAAAUAAUGAUCUAAUUUGUGCAAAAGAUGUUGCCUAUUCAUCGGAGCAUAUUUGGAAACCGUUCACUGCCGAUAAAUGCAUUUCUCUCGCUGGAAAACCAAAAUUAUUCUUUUUUCAAGCAUGCAGAGGUGAUAAACUCGAUUCUGGAAUUUCAUUAAUGCGAAGUGCUGUUAGAACAGAAACUGAUUCUGCAACCGCUGCAUAUAAAAUUCCGACUCAUGCAGAUUUCCUCAUUGCUCACAGUACAGUUCAAGGAUUCUUCUCCUGGAGAAAUCCACAGGAGGGCACAUGGUACAUUCAGUGUUUAUGUGAAAUAAUCGAUGAGCAUGCAGAAACGACGGACCUCGUUAGAAUGCUGACAAUGACAUCGCGUAAAGUGGCCACGGAAUAUGCAUCCUAUGAUGACUUAAAUCCAACAAAACACGAUCAAAAGCAAGUGCCAUCAAUCACCUCAAUGCUAAUACGUGAUUUAUUUUUUACCACGAAAAAAAAUACAAACUCUGUCUAAAUUUCUCACAAAAUUCAAAAAAGAGAAAAAAAACAAACAAGCAGGAUAAAUAUUAUAAAUAUUUUUUUUUUCGAUUGUCACAAACAUAUAAAUAUACAUUCUCUAUACGAAGAUGAGAGAUGAAACGGGGAAAAGCACAAAAGGAAAAUGACCUUUGAAUGUCGAGUGGCUCCGGUAUAUACCUCAAAAGCGUCUUUUUUAGACAAAGGAUGAACGACUUCUCGUCGUUCGUGUUCCACUUUCUUUUUUUCUCUCUCCUUUCCUUCUUUCUUUAUUUUUUAAUUCUCUAUCCAGAAAAAAAGAAGAAAGAUGACGAAAAAAAUUAAAGCCAGACUUGUUAAUGUUACAUGAAAGACAAAGCGUUUCGACAAUCAAAGUAGAAUUGAGAAUUCUUUGCUUUUCCUUUGACAGCGAACAUUCUACAAAUGGCUUUAAAAAUCUCUAGCAAAAAAUUAUCGUUGCUUUUUUCUAUUUUUUUUUUUUUUUACUCUUAGAGACGAUAAUUUAGAAAUAGAAUUUUUUAUUAAUUUAUAUUUCUUCAAAAAUCCAUUUUGUUGCAUUUAGCAAAUAGUUUGUUUAAAUUAAGAAUUAGAAAAAAGAAUAUUGUCGAAAUAUUAUUACAAUGUAAGAAAAACUGGGCGAUGGCUGAACUUGCUAAGGCGCUUGCAAUAGUGCGCGUAGUACGAGGUUCGAUUCCCCUUGGGGUAGCAAAUUUUUAUUUAAUAUUAAUAUAACAUUAUAAUUAAUAUUAUUAUUAAUUAUGAAAAAAAAAUAAUUAAUAUUAUUAUUAAUUAUGAAAAAAAAAUAAUUAAUAUAAAUAUUAGG
Messenger RNA from Leptopilina heterotoma, 2119 nucleotides. Its product is annotated as caspase-1-like. Lineage: Eukaryota; Metazoa; Arthropoda; Insecta; Hymenoptera; Figitidae. The coding region runs from base 164 to 1294 and encodes 376 amino acids. Gene Ontology annotation, cellular component: cytoplasm. Gene Ontology annotation, biological process: apoptotic process; proteolysis. The transcript is spliced from 7 exons. The record is from RefSeq and is a predicted model, not a curated record.